AUGCGACGUCUAGUGCUGCUUUUGGCAGCACUGACGUGCGCGGGAGAUGCACAUGUGCUGACACCAAGUCAGGUGACGAUAUCUCUCAAGAAACCGAUUAAAGCGACAUCGACAUGUGGAGAAAUCAAUGGAAUGCCGAUCAACGAGGUCUAUUGCUCGCUAGCAAGUUCAAUGCAGUACAGUCCUCUCAAUCAGUACUCGUACUCGGAAAAUCAAAACGUACAAGACAGCAUCUAUGCCGAAUUGAGAUCACCAAGGGAAAGCAAGAUCAUUGGUGGUCACGGUUGUGGAAAUUGUCUUGCUGGUGGAAAAGAUUCUCGUCCGGCUCGUUUCAUGGUUGACGGGAAUACGAGUUGGUGGCAAUCCCCGCCACUCUCCAGAGGGAUGCAGUACAAUGAAGUGAACAUCACAAUCGAUUUGGAACAAGAAUUCCAUGUGGCCUAUGUGUGGAUCCAGAUGGCCAACUCGCCUAAACCGGGCACUUGGGUUCUCGAAAGAUCGAACGAUUAUGGGAAAACCUUUGCCCCGUGGAUGUACUUUGCUCCAACUGAAGCUGAUUGUGUUAGGCGCUUCGGCCCUGAGACGAUUGGCCCGGUGUUUGAGGAUGAGAAAGUGAUGUGUCGCUAUGAUUUCGCUUCAAUUCAGCCACUCGAAAAUGCUGAAAUGGUGAUUAACAUACUGGAGCACCGUCCAUCAAGAACCUCGUUUGCCACCUCGCAAGUGCUCCAGAAUUUCACAAGAGCCACGAAUGUGAGACUGAGAUUGUUGGGAGUGAGAACUCUGCAAGGACAUCUCAUGGAUCUCAAUGAGAAGAAUGAUCCAUCGAUUACAAGAAGGUACUUUUACGCCAUCAAAGAGAUCCACAUUGGAGGUCGUUGUGUGUGCAAUGGACACGCAUCGACUUGUGAUGUGCUCGAUGGAUCACGACCGAAUUCCCUUCUUUGUCGUUGCGAGCACAACACUUGUGGAGACAUGUGCGAGCGUUGUUGCCCUGGAUUCGAGCAGAAAAAAUGGCAACAAGUGACCGCGUCAAACAAUUUCACGUGUGAACCUUGCAAUUGUUUUGGUCGAUCAGAAGAUUGCAUUUAUGAAGAGGAAUUGGACAGAAAGAAAGUUUCGCUGGACAUUCACGGAAAUCAAGAGGGUGGAGGAAGAUGUUUGAAUUGCAGGGACAACACCGAGGGAAUCAACUGUAACAAGUGCAAGUUUGGCUUUUACAAGCCCGACGGGGUGAACUGGAAUGACACAAAUCCAUGCCGACCGUGCAGAUGUGAUCCCAGCAAGCAUACAGGUGGUUGCCGAGACGGAGACGGAAAAUGCGAGUGCCAAGCGCGAUUUGAGGGAGAGAAUUGUGAUCGCUGUGCCACCGGUUACUACGAUCCGCCAGAGUGCAAGAAAUGCGAGUGCUCUGUGAACGGGACAUUGGAUCAAAUUUGCUUGCCAACCGAUGGUCAAUGCCCGUGCCUGGACGGUUUUGGGGGGAAAUUCUGCGAGACUUGCGCCCCCGGAUUCACCAAUAUCACGGCUGGAUGCGUUGGCUGUACCUGUGACGAAGUCGGUUCUCUCAACGUGAACUGCUCAGCCGAAACUAGUCAAUGCGCUUGCAAAGCCGAGUACUCUGGAUUGGCCUGUGAUCAGUGUGCUCAAGGAUAUUAUGGAUUCCCGAAGUGUACCUAUUGCAACUGUGAUCCAACGGGUACCGAGGAUGGAAUCUGUGACCAAGAGAGCGGCCAGUGUCUCUGUAAACCCGGAUUUGCUGGUUCUCUUUGCAAUCAAUGUGAUUCCGAGUUCUAUGGAUAUCCAGCUUGCAAAGCUUGUGAAUGCAAGGGUGCCGGCGCGAAGUCUCUCGAUUGUGACAAGAAAACCGGAGAUUGCCCGUGUGCUGCGAACUUCACUGCAAGAACUUGUGACAAGUGCGCCGCCGGUUUUUACGACUACCCGAAUUGUAAAGCUUGCUCUUGUUUGACUGAGGGAGCCAAGGGACAGACUUGUGACGCAAAUGGACAGUGCUACUGCAAGGGAAACUACGAGGGCGAGCGUUGCGACCGUUGCAAACCGAAUUUCUACAAUUUCCCCGUUUGCGAGGAGUGCAAUUGUCAUCCAAAUGGAGUGACGCCGAAUUUCGGCGGUUGUGACAAGGUUGCCCCGGGUGAGCUGUGCUCUUGUCGAAAGCAUGUCACUGGUCGAAUCUGUGAUCAAUGUAAACCGACCUAUUGGGAUUUACAAUAUCACCAUCCGGAUGGAUGCAUCGGUUGUGACUGCAAUCUCCCGGGAACUCUCUCAAUGUUGAAUUCUUGCGAAGAGAAAAACGGGCAAUGUGUUUGCAAGCGACACGUCGGUGGUAGAAGCUGUGACAAGUGUGCGGACGGAUAUUACAAUAUGAAAGCACACAAUCAAUUGGGAUGUGAACCCUGCAAUUGUGACCUUGGGGGAGCGCUGCGCAGCGAGUGUGACCCGUCAACUGGCCAAUGCAAGUGCCGUCCACGUGUCGGUGGAUUGAAAUGCGACAAACCGAUCGACAAUCACUAUUUCCCGACGCUCUGGCAUAACAUGUACGAGGCUGAGGAUGGGCACAAUAUGGAGAAUCGGCCUGUUCGCUUCUCGAGCGAUGCGUCACAGUUCCCGAACUUCAGUUGGCGUGGCUAUGCAGUCUUCUCACCGAUUCAAGAGAAAAUCAUCAUGGACAUCGAUAUUUCAAAAUCUUCAGUCUAUCGUGUUCUCUUGAGAUAUCACAAUCCGACUCAAGUCCCCAUUCAAGCAAUUUUGGCGGUGGCGCCUGCAAGGACAAAUAGUCAUGAUGUCGAACAAUCUGAGAAAGUCACCUUUGCUCCCACCAAAGAACCAGCCACCAUUGAGGCAACUUUGCCGGGAAAACCGUUUGUGUUGAAUCCAGGGAAAUGGUCGCUCUCUUUGGCUACGAAGCAACGACUUUUCUUGGACUAUGCCGUCAUCCUUCCCCAAGAAUACUACGAGGGAACAGUUCUGAAAGAAAGAUUACCCGCCCCAUGUCGCGCGUUGACCAUCCAGAAUACAACUUGUUUGGAUCUUUUGUAUCCACCAGUUGAUAUCGAUGUGACGAGAGUGGAUGUCGAGAAUGGAAUGCCAUUCAGAGAAGUGAUUGAUGAGGAGAAUGGAGGAGAAGAAAAAGAACUCGAAAAGAUGCCAGCCGAAUUGCUUCCAGCUGAACUUGUCGGACAAGCCGCUCAUGUGAAAAAGAGUGACAAGAGUCGAAUGAUUAAAGCAAAGCUUGACGUUCCUGAAGAUGGUGAUUACGUUGUGCUGAUUGAAUAUCACAAUCACGAGGAGACAAAUCUCCCAUUGCAAGUCGAGAUCGUUCAAGAGGGAAAAACGAAAUUGGAUGGAACGGCGAUCAUUCAACAUUGCCCAUUCUCAACCUUUUGUCGAGAACUCGUGACAGCCGGUGGACGAAUUCCGGAGAUGCAGUUGAAGAAAGGAGAAGCCGAGCUGCAAUUCAGCGUCGACCCAGCACACGAGUUUGGCCUGGCGAGCGUCAGUUUGAUCCCAAGAUCGAAAUGGAAUCACAAUCUGCUUCAUCAGUUCCCUGUGUGCACCCGGAAGAAUGGAAAAUGCGUUGGUCAAUCCUAUCCACCAGCUCAAAACUCAGUUACAACUGAAGUCGAAGAUGGAGCAAACGCCGAGAGAGCUGUCGAUGGAACAAAGCUCUCAUUUGACAUUGUGAACGCCGAUUCGGUGAAAGUGAUGUCAUUGGCGCCGGAAGAGCAAUUCGAGAUCUCCGGGGUUGUUCCCCAGCGUGGCCACUAUCGUUUCAUCGUCAACUAUUUUAACCCAGACAGCACUCCAUUGAGUGCCGAUGUAAUGGUGCAAAAUAACGAGCAAUUGUAUCAAGCAAUUCUUCCUUUGGAGUACUGCCCAUCGGUGUCCGGAUGCAGAGCUGUGAUUCAUGACAAAGAGCGAGGAAAAUAUGUGAACCAAUUCUGGAUGGAGGAUCGCUACACAUUGGUUUUUUCGAUCAACGCCACCAACAAAGCUGUGUACAUUGACUCGGUAACCGCAGUUCCGUACAGUGACUAUAAUGAUAAUCUGAUGAAAUUGCAACCGAUCGAUUUGUCGCAAGAUUUCGUCGAACAAUGCAAAGACAACAUUUUCAAAGAGCCUUGUAGCAAUACGAGCGAUUUCUGCCGUGACAAGAUCUUCACCCUUACCACCGAUUUCAAUCAAGCGGCUCUCUCGUGUGAUUGUAUGGCAGCUGGUUCGAACUCGUUCAACUGUGAACCCUAUGGUGGUCAAUGUCAAUGUAAAGCGAAUAUUAUCGGACGUCGGUGUGAUCGAUGCGCUCCUGGCUAUUAUUCGUAUCCGGAUUGCUUGAAAUGUAAAUGCGGCCCGAAUCAACACUGCGACGAGAAAACCGGUCAAUGCUAUUGUGCUCCACACGUCGAAGGACAAAGAUGUGAUCGCUGUGUCUCUUAUGCGUACGGCUACGAUCCAUUGAUCGGCUGUCAGCUCUGUGGAUGUAAUCGAGACGGAUCCGAGGGUGGAAAUCUCGAGUGUGAUCCUUUAAACGGUCAAUGUUUGUGCAAAGAGAAUGUUGGUGGAAGGAUGUGCGAUCGAUGCUUGCCUGGGUUCUAUCGUUUCCCGCAUUGUGCCGAGUGCAGAUGCAACCGUGACGGCACCACUGAAGAUGUUUGUGAUCCAAAUUCGGCUCGCUGCUCGUGCAAAGAGAACGUUUACGGAGCAAUGUGUGAGGCUUGUAAACCAGGCACCUUUGAUCUCUCGGUCUCCAAUUCGCUUGGCUGUGCCGAUUGUUUCUGUUUUGGCGUCACUGAUCGAUGUCGAUCAAGCAACUAUCCGGUGGCUAUGUUGGCCUUCAACAUCUCCGCUUUCACUUUCUCGGAUCCAAAAGGGAAAGUGUCAAUCGUGAAAGAUAUUAUCAAAUAUGAGCCGGGAGAUGAGGGAGCGCCGAAAGAUGUUUACAUCAAUGUGCCCAUUCCACAGUAUCGAGAUUUCACGACCAGCUAUGGAUUGAAGAUCCACUUCAAAUUGGCUGUUCAACCGUCGGAUGAUAUCAAAACGAUGUCCUCGGAGGCGGAUCUCCGAUUGACUGGCCGUAAUGUGACCGCCGAUUUCUGGGCUCCCGAACAACCCGUCGAUCCAUCGUCGCCAUUCCCUGUUGAAUUGAGAAUCCUUCCAGAAAACUUUUUGUCAGCCGAUGGAAAAGCAUUGUCCCGUUCCGAUUUGAUGCUUUUGUUGUACAAUUUGGAGAAAGUUCAAGUGAAAGGCUCCUAUUUCAACAACCCGAAAGCCAUCGAUUUGCUCGAAUUCGGAUUCGGAAUUUCUGGAGAUCAAUAUGGAACGACGAGAGUGACCGCUUCUUCGGUGGAAAUUUGCCAAUGUCCAGCACCAUAUAAAGGGCCGUCUUGUCAGGAAUGCAACGAUGGCUACUAUCGAGUGAAGACUGGCCCGUAUUUGGGCUCUUGUGUGCCUUGUGAAUGCAAUGGUCACUCGGGUACUUGUGAUCCGGAGACGGGCAUCUGUUUCGACUGUGAGCACAACACGUUCGGCGAUCACUGCGAGUACUGUAACGAAGGAUACUACGGAGAUGCCACAGAGCAGAGCCCGUACGCUUGCACGAUUUGCAGCUGUCCAUCUCCUACCAACAAUGUGGCCACAUCUUGUGAAGCGUCACCAUAUGGAGAGAUGUUGUCGUGCACUUGUAAACCUGGAUACUCUGGAGAGACUUGUGAACGCUGCGACAGUGGCUUCUAUGGAGAGCCGAUGAUCGACGGGGGAAUCUGUCAACAAUGUGAUUGCAAUGGGAACAACAAUUUGACUGAUCCGAGAUCCUGCCAUCCGUCAACUGGUGAUUGCUAUAUGUGCCAAAAACACACGAGUGGUCGACGAUGCGAGUGGUGCGAUCAAUGGUACUUUGGCGAUGCUGUCGUUGCAAAGAAUUGCGCUGAAUGCUCGUGUGAUCGCUGUGGAGCCGAUCAUUGUGAGAACAAGAACGGCACGUGUCAAUGCAAAUUGAAUGUCGAGGGAGAGAAUUGUGAUCGAUGUGCGGCUGAUCAUUGGGGAUUCUCGACUUGCCAAGGUUGUCGCCAGUGUCACUGCGGCUUGGCCUCAUCAUCUUCUCAAUGCCACGACGAGACCGGUCAAUGCGCUUGUCUUCCCGGAGCUGCUGGAACUCGCUGUGAAGUUUGUCAGAAUGGAUAUUGGAACUACGGACAAAACGGAUGCCAGAAAUGUGAUUGUGAAGCCGAUCUCUCAAUGGGCACAGUGUGUGAUGUGAGGACGGGACAAUGCCAUUGUCAAGAAGGAGCCACUGGUCCUCGAUGUGAUCAAUGCUUGCCGAGUUAUCUCCGAAUUCCGACUCAUGGAUGCAGAAGAUGUGACGAAUGUGUGCACUCUCUUUCAUCCGAUGUUGAUCAUCUUGGUUUCUCAAUUUUUGCCCUUGAUGGCGCUAUUGGAAACAUCUCAGCGGCUACUGUAGCUGGAGCAAGACUCAGCCGAUCGAACAAGACUUUAAACAAUAUCCAAGAAGUUGCCACCAAGAUCAACAACUUCAACAACGAGGAUUAUGACGGUUUCUUGGGAAAAGCGAAGACGGUAACGUCGAAUGUCACCGCGUUGGGCAGCUCAGCCAACAGGACUGCACAACUCUUGAAAGACAACGCAGCUCGCGUGAAGAACUUGACCACAAAAGCGGAAACAUUGAGAAACGAUAUUCGGGAUCGAAGCGGUGUCGCGUCAUUUGUUGUCGAUGAGAUGAAAACCCUUGCCAAUAGUGUUGGAUCCGGAGCGAAAGCGCUGGAAAUCAAGCCGGAAUGGCUGACCGAGGCACAGCAGACAUUGGAUACUCUCAAGAAUGUCAUUGCUCAACGACCAGAGAAACUCGAAGAGGUACAAAAUCGUUUAAAGACAUUGAACAAGGGAUUGGAAGAGUUCACAAAGAAGAAUGAUUUGAUCAAGAAACGCUACGAGUCUGGCCUGAAAAACAUCACUGAUGUGCAAGACUACGUGAAAGCGGCCGAAGCCGAGCUGGCAAAAACCGGGAAAUUGAUCCGAGACGCGAAUCAGAAAAGCAAAGACUUGUCCCUUUUCCAUUUCGAAUCACUCGGCUCGGGAAUUGUUGCCGAUUCAGAUUUGGCAAGAAAUGGACGAAAGAAAGUUGACGAGUUGACAAAUGAGGCUGAUGAGGAGAUUGUCAAAGUUGGGGAUUUAAACGAAAACAUCAAGGAAUCGAUCGCUAAAUUGAAGACAGCGAAAACGAGCGUUGCUGAUUUGAAGAAUCAAAUUGGAGUUGGAAGAGUGAAAAGGGAUGGAGAUGAAGAUUUGAGGCAAAAAGCCCGCAAUCACUCGAACUCCUUGAAGCAAAGAGCCGGCCAGUUGGAUGCAAAAUUCGAAUUCUCACGAAAAUCUUCUCAUUACGCUGUUCAAGCUGCUGGAGUGCACGAUAAAAUCUCUGACUCAUUAAAGAACGCAUCCGCCAUCUCAUCAGAUAUCCUUCUAGCUUUGGACAAUCACAAUCUUCAGAAUAUGAAAACCGACGUCUCAACGGCUAAUGACAAAUCAAAAGAGUUGACUACAAAAACGGGAAAUCUGAAAAAUGAGGAACUUGGCAAAUUGGAGACGGAAACAAAACAGGCUGAACAAAAAACGAAUGCGGUCAAGGAUCAAAUCAAUGACUUGAAGAAAAGGAGACAGAAUGUGGCUGAUACGAUCGCCAAGCCAGUUUAUGACAAGGAUCGACUCGAGGAUGUGCAUAAAAAAGUCGAGGGAUUCGCUGAGAAACACCAGGAGUUGAUGAGUGAAUUGGAGGCGAAUCGGGAAGAGCUGAAGAAAAACUCGGAAUCCGCCGAGUCGGCCAUUCAAGAGUACACGAAAGCGAAACAAGGAAUCAAAGUCAUUCACAAGAACAUCGGAGAUCUCAAAGAACUCAUCCCCGAGGUGUCAAAAAAAUUCGACGCUGCUUUGGAAGCGCAAAAGGCGAUUCAACAGAAAAUCGAGGCGGUUCGCGAGAAAGUGCACACAAUUAAAGAGAAAAUCGCCGUCGCUCGUGAUGCAGCCAAUCGUAUUAAACUUGGAGCCCACUUUGAGCAGGGCAGCUCUCUCGACUUGAAUUUGCCUCAUCGUGUCACUCGAUCGGCCGCCUAUUCGGAUAUCUCGUUUUACUUCAGAACAUCGCAAGAACACGGUAUUCCACUCUUUUUCGGAAACGAAGAGGGUUCAGCUGGUACCCGAGCUGUUCCAACUGAUGACUACAUUGCUGUCGAGAUCGAGCAUAAACGACCGAAAAUCUCGAUGAAUCUUGGAGAUGGACCAACUGUUGCACUGCUUGAACAAUCCGUCAACGACAAUCAAUGGCGAAAGCUGCACAUCGAGCGAAUCGGAAAAACCGUCACCGUGACGCUGUACGAGCCAGAAUCCGAGAAAUUCCAUGAAAAGAAGACCGUUCAUGCGCAAGGGAACAAAUCUGUGCUGAAUUUGCAUCAAACAAUCAGUCGUCUCUUCGUUGGUGGAAUCCCAGCAAGGAGCAGGGUGACUCGUGACAUUCGAAACCGAGACUUUGUCGGCGAUGUUGAGGGACUUCAAAUGCACGGAGUACCCGUCGGUCUUUGGAAUGCCCGACAAGGCGGUGUGGUGAAUGUGGUUGGCACGGAAAGGCGAUCACUUCAACAAGUCGAUUUCGACACGAGUAGAGAUGGUCUUUCAUUGGACGGUGAAGGCUUUAUCACGUACAAGAUCGGUGUUUGGAAUCCCCGUCAAAAGACUCAAUUCCGUCUCUCGUUCCUCACAUUUUCACCCGAAGGAUUAUUGUUCUUCAUUGGAUUAGAGCGCGAUUUUCUCGCUCUCGAACUCCAUGAUGGAAACGUGAAACUCUCGAUCGAUUUGGGCACUGGAGUUGGUGCGUUUGAGUCAAAUGGAGCCAAGUACAAUGACGGAAAAUGGCAUACGGUUGUCAUUCAUCGAGUCGAGAAACACGUGGUUGUCGAAGUUGAUGGAAAUAAGAUUGCUGAGGGAGAUGCUCCAGGAGACAUGACCGAAUUGUCGACCUCUGACUAUUUCUAUUUGGGUGGAGUGCCCGAGGGAGUGAACCUUCGUUCGCCCGUUGAUACGAUCAAAGGAUGUAUUCGAGAAGUUCAACUCGACGGAGUCACCGUCAAUCUGCAGACAGCUCAUGAGAGCAAAGGAGUUCGAAACGCUUGUACAGCUAGUGUUGUGAGAGAGAUCUCAAUUCUCUCCGAUCGUUCUCAAGCCUCAUUCAGCAAUGUUGUUCUCUCGGAUGAAGUCGAAGUGACCCUUCGAUUUAAGAGUCAAGAACCAACUGGAACCCUUCUCACCAUCGCCACAGAAGAUGAUCUUGCACUUGUUUCGAUCGGAUUUGAGAAUGGAGUGUUGAAUGUGGCGGCAAAUGGAAAAGAGAAGGUAAACGUUGAACUCGCCAGUGCAUCGGAUGGUCAAUGGCAUUUCAUCUCGGUUCGACGCGACAAAAACGUUCUUCGCGUUGACAUCGAUGAUCUCAUUGGAAAGGAGAUUCCACGAGUUUCUGGAGAAAGCGAUAUGAAAGUCAACAUCGGAAAAGAGGCUGGCGAAAAAGGCAAAAUCGUGUUCGGAAAGCAGCCGAAAGGACGUUUCAUUGGAUGCAUUGGAGAUGUCACGUACAAUGGGAAAUUACUUGAUUUUGCCAAGGCAAGCUCAACGGAGAUCCAACGAACCGGAUGCUCGCUGGCUCCCGAUCAAGUCUUCAUCCCAACGAAUGCUCCAAAUCUGCCCGGAGAAGAGGUAAAUAUUGGCCAGGCCGAGCAAGAAGCCACCGAGGGACCGGCUGGCGAAGUGGAGAUCGAGGAACCUGCUACAACGAGAAGACCCAAGACUGUUCGCCGUGAGGGCACUUGCAUGCUUCCCAGGAACACCCUCGGCCCACAAGAUGAUUCGGAUGGACUUCGAUAUGGCACUUCCCCCAACAACCGUCUUGAAUUCAAGAAAUACCCGGAUCAAUUUGAUAAGAGCGGAAUGUUCUCUUUCCAACUCCGCGCCACCGCUUCGAAUGGAGUGAUCCUUUUCGCUACCGAUCAAAAAGAUCACAUUGGAAUCUAUCUUGUGAAUGGAAAGAUCAAAUUCGCUUUCAAUACUGGAAGUGGAUUGGUGACUAUUGCCUCAAAGACCUCAAUUCUCGACGAUGAAUGGCACACAGUGAAAGCGUAUCGAAAUGGAAAUGGCGGAACAUUGACUGUUGAUGAAGAGUUGAUCGAAGUCGCAUCAACUGAUGCCGCCGGCGCUUCAGAAUCAGUCGACACAGUGCCUCCACUGUAUUUCGGUGGUGUUCCCACGUCUCUUGCCGGCAAAGUUCGAGAAGUUGUGCCCAAUAUUCGCAGUGAAUUCUCUGGAUGUCUUCGCGAGUUGAAGCUCAAUGACAAGAAGUUCGAUUCGGAAGCUGAAGAGCAUGGAGUCGUUCCCUGUUCUCAUUACCAGGAAAGUGGAAUGUUCUUCGGUGAUGCCGGUGGAUACGCGAUUGUCAACAAAGAGUUCACGGUUGGCACCACUUUCUCGGCCGAAUUCGAGAUUCGCCCACGGACCAACAACGCCGUUCUCUUCAGCGUUGGCGUCUUGGAGUACUUGAACCUCGAGAUUCUCAAUGGAAAGAUCCGCUUCACCGUUGACUCCGGUCUUGGCUCCGAAUCCAUCAACUUUACCCCAUCAGGCACAAGUGGAAACAAUCUCACGCUAUGUGAUGGACAUUGGCACAGUGUUAAGGUAAACAAAAAGAAGCUUUUGAUCACGGUGACCGUUGAUGGACGCUCGUCGAUCUUGGUGUUGAAGAAGGUCAAGAAGGGAGAACCGACGACGAAGGAUCCGGUCUAUGUUGGUGGAGUGCCCGAUGGGGCCGUGAACAAAGGAUUGAAGACAACGGACAACUACGUCGGUUGCCUCCGCGUUGUUCACUUUGGCGCCAAGAAGGAGAAAGUUCGCGUGCGAAUGAGGAAACAAAUCCCAACCAGGGACAUUGAGGUGUUCGGCGAUGUGAACAAGGUCGAGUGCCCCGUUAAC
This is a messenger RNA of Mesorhabditis belari, 11028 nucleotides long. Lineage: Eukaryota; Metazoa; Nematoda; Chromadorea; Rhabditida; Rhabditidae. The record is from the annotation of a GenBank genome assembly.